Messenger RNA from Nymphaea colorata (pocket water lily), 4041 nucleotides. RefSeq lists its product as uncharacterized. The transcript has 2 exons. Lineage: Eukaryota; Viridiplantae; Streptophyta; Magnoliopsida; Nymphaeales; Nymphaeaceae. The record is from RefSeq and is a predicted model, not a curated record. The coding region runs from base 2235 to 2930 and encodes 231 amino acids. Gene Ontology annotation, molecular function: zinc ion binding; nucleic acid binding.
CGGGGUUAUUUGCGAUGUAGGUGGUAGCCCGGUUAUCACAAAACAUUUUCACAUGUAUAAAAGUAGAAAUACUAAGGCUCUCAAGUAAGGGUCUAGACCAAGUCAUUUCGGCAGUAGUUUGAGCUAUAGCGUGAUACUCUAACUUUUCACUAGACCUAGAAACAACAUUUUAUUUUUUACUCCUCCAAGAUAUGAGAUUUCCUUCCAAAAACACACAAGACUCCAUGUUAGACUUCCUGUCAUCAACUAAGCCCGCAUAAUCUGCAUCAUUAUAAGCUUCAACAUCAAGAGAUGUACUUUUUUUGAAGAAAAGGCCUUUAAAUACUUGACAAUCAUCAUAGCCGCAUCCCAAUGUCUUUUUUAGUCUUUCCAUGAAUUGGCUUAGUUUUCCCAUGACAAAGCUAAUAUCUGACCGAGUCACGGUUACAUAAAGAAGCUUAGCAAUCAAUGAUCUGUAGGAUUGUGAAGGCAUUUCUUCGGAGUCGCCUUCAUAUAGAUGUAGCUGUGGGUUCAUAGGAAGAGUUCCAGGUUUCGCUCUUAACAUCCCUAUGUCCUGUAAAAAAUCAAGAACAUACUUCCUUUGUGAUAACACCAUAUCUUCAUUACUACGAGCAACUUCAAUGUCAAGGAAAUAUCAUAGCUGGCCAAGAUCAUUAGUAACAAAGUGUUUUUGUAGAAAUUCCUUUGUUAGUGAUACCUCUUGCUCACAUUUACCUGUCAAAAUAGUAUCAUCAACAUACACCACUAGCACAACUGUACCUCUAGAUCCUUUCUUGAUGAACAACAAAUGGUUUAGCUGAAGCCUGAGACCUCUUAAAGCCACACUCUAGCACAACUUUGGACAAUUUGUGAAAUCAAGGACGAGGACUUUGUUUCAAGCCAUAUAUAGCUUUCUUCAACCAGCACACCUUACCUCACUCCCCCCGACGUUCAAAGUGUUGAGAAAAAGUUAUGUUUUGAGGUGUUCUGUAUUUUGGACUUUAUUAUUAGGCAGUUUUUUGAAUUUUUCAAUACUUGUUGGACUCUUUAUGUAAAGGGUUAAACAUAACCCUAAUCAGUCUUUUUAUUAUAUUGGAAGUGUGGGAGCCGUAAUAGAUUAACGAGCUCUCUUCUCUCUCUCGUCUCUUCUCUCUCGUUCUCUCUUCUCUCACGUUCUCUCUUCGCUAUCUUCUCUCAACCAUUUCUCUCCUCUCCGUCUUCAUUCUUACUGAUUGGACAUUGAAGAUCAACAUGGUAUCAGAGUGGACAGUCUUGGGGACCCUGCUGAAGCUGUUUUAAACCAGCAAGUUCCUUCGUUCUCCUAUUCUUCAUCGACCUCUAGGUGCUGUCUAUCUCUCUUGACUGAAAAAAAAAGGUAUUUCUUAGCUUGUCGAGGGUUAGGGUUUUGAUCAUAAAUAUGUAAAUCUAUAGACGUGAUCAGAAACCCUAACCCAUGUCGAUUGCGGUGGGUGGUAGAACCUCUAGCAUGUGUAGACAGUUUUUUUUUUUGUUGCUUGAAGAUAAACAUAUGAGUUAAUUUUUGCUGCAAAUGUUUGCCUGUCGUGGAAUUCCAAAGCUUGACGUGAUGUUGCAAGUCAGAAAAUUAGUUCUUUGGUGUUUGGUUGCUGUCGCAGUGGGAUUCUGUCUCUUUUCUUUUGUGUAUAGUUUCUGUUGCAGUGGAAUUCUGGUGUGGUGUUGCAGAAAAAAAAAGGGGGGACAGAAUUAAGAAUAAGAUUCAACCAUGGAAUAGGAGUGGAUAUUCUUCUUUGGGGUAGAUUAUCUUCACAUCGUAUUAAGUAAGAUUCAAUCUGCUGUGGUCUUCUAUAUUUGUUUAUCUUCAAGGAUCUAUCAUGGCUGCCAAUAAGUCUCUACAACAUGAAUCUGAAAAUCAGCAAGCUGAGGCUAGUAUAAAGUACAAGGCAUUCUCGAAUCCUUUUUCUUUUGGAUCUACUAUCAAACUCGAUGGAUCUAAUUAUGAUGUUUGGGCCAGAACUUUCAUGCUAUCAGUCGUUGGGCAUGAAAAGAAAUAUAUAUUAGAAGAAGAUGAACCAACAGAAAAAGUUGGCAAGUAUGCACGGUGGGAGGAAGAAAACAACAUAAUUAGUUCUUGGCUUAUGAAUAGCACUCAGCCUCAUAUAGCUGCUGGGCUCUGCUAUUAUAAUACAACUAAAGAUAUGUGGAAUUCUCUCCGGCAGACAUACUCUCAAGACAAGAACAUCAGCAAAAUUCUAUAAGUUCAACAAAAACUGUUACAAAUGCAGCAAGGUGACAUGGAUUUAACCGAAUACUUUACGAAAUUGAAGUUUACUUAUGAAAAGAUGAACUCUUUAAAACCUCCCUGCAAGCAUUGUCUUAAAUCUCACAUGGAGCAAAUGAUAGUGGUUAAAUUUCUAGCUGGACUAUCAUCAGAUUAUUCUGCAGCCAAAGCACAAAUGCUUACAGGGUCAGAUUUUCCUGAUCUUGAUGAGGCCUUCAACAGGUUAAAUAGAUUGGUUGUUAUUCUUCCUCCAUCUACAAAUAAUUCACAACCAUCUGCACUUGCCUCAUUUGGAGGAGGACGAAAUGCACAAUACUCUUCUCGUGGUAGAGGAAGAGGCCGUGGUCUAGGAGGACGGGGAAGACUCCAAUGCACUUAUUGUGGUCGUCUUGGUCACUUAGAGGACAGGUGCUGGAACAAAGUGGGUAAACCGAACACAUCUGCGUCCACGACUGUGACAUCCUCAUCCAUUCCAGCUCCAAACUCACAGUCCACUAGUAUGGUUCCUAAGGUGAAUCCCACUACUGCUUCGGUAGAUGCCACUUCUCUCAAGUUAACUCCGGCUGAACUUGACUUAAUUAUGGUGCAUCGAUCAAAUACUGCACCUUCCACCUCAUCGACUUCUCCUGCUAUCACAAAUUCAACAUUUUCUGCAGGACCUAUCGACUGGGAGGAAGAUUGGUGGAGGCCAUGAGAGAGAUGGAAUCUACUUUCUGGAUAUAUCCGUUAAAGAGACGUCUCUUUUAGUUGAUUCACCUUCAAGUGCAUUCCAAUGGCAUCUCAGACUUGGUCAUCCAUCUUUUCCUAAACUUCGACAGCUAUGUCCUCAGAUUUCUCCUUCAGCCUCCAUCGAGUGUGAAGCUUGUCAAUUAGGCAAGCAUAGUCGUACAUCUUUUCCUUCGAGUCAAAGUCAGUCUAGCCAAAAUCUAUUUGAUUUGGUUCAUGUUGAUGUAUGGGGACCUAGUCGGGUUCCGAGUCGGUUGUCGUCUCGUUAUUAUCUAUCCAUUGUUGAUGAUUUUUCUCGAGUCUAUUGGGUGUUUUUGAUGAAAGACAGAUCUGAAGCGUCUUGUAUCUUGAAAUCUUUCAUCUUGGAAAUAAAAACUCAAUUUAAUUCUUGUGUUAAGGUUGUUCGCACUGACAAUGCUCUCGAGUUUAAAUCUACUUCCCUACUUGAAUUCUACAAAUCACAUGGUAUUGUGCCACAAUUUACAUGCCCUCACACAUCUCAACAAAAUGGUGUAGUUGAAAGAAAACACCGACAUUUGUUGGAGGUAGCCCGCACUAUCAUGAUUCAUUCUCAUAUGCCUACCAAAUUUUGGGGAGAUGCAAUUUUAACUGCAUGUUACCUAAUAAAUAGAAUGCCAUCUUCUUCAAUAGACAACAAGAUACCAAUUCAAAUCCUUUACCCAAAUAAGGCCUUGUUCUCUUUACCUCCACGUGUAUUUGGAUGCACAUGUUUUGUACAUUGACUUGGACUGAAUCGAGAUAAAUUAGCUGCACAAGCAACUAAAUGUGUAUUUGUGGGAUACUCUCGAAAUCAAAAGGGGUACCGAUGCUUCGAUCCUAUAUCUAAUCGAAAGUUUGUCAGUGCUGAUGUAACCUCCCACGAGUCUUCUCUAUUCUUUGCUGCCAGCCCUUCACAUUCUCAGUCAGAGAUGCCAUCGUCUGUUCCACUUCCCAUUCCUCCCAUUCCACUUGAGUCCAUUCCGUUUAUAUCAUCUCCUACUUGUCCCAAUUCCUCUAUUCCACGGUUUAAAGACCCUCCUCUUAUGUAUUUAAGAAGGAAUCCAUCAUCUAAUGACUUU